Molecule: messenger RNA, 747 nt
Organism: Pistacia vera
Lineage: Eukaryota; Viridiplantae; Streptophyta; Magnoliopsida; Sapindales; Anacardiaceae
Product: agamous-like MADS-box protein AP1
Exons: 8
Coding region: 4-747 (247 amino acids)
Biological process (GO): positive regulation of transcription by RNA polymerase II
Cellular component (GO): nucleus
Molecular function (GO): DNA-binding transcription factor activity, RNA polymerase II-specific; protein dimerization activity; RNA polymerase II cis-regulatory region sequence-specific DNA binding
Source: RefSeq, a predicted model, not a curated record
AACAUGGGUAGAGGUAGGGUUCAGUUGAAGAGAAUAGAGAACAAGAUCAACCGUCAAGUCACUUUCUCCAAAAGGAGAGGUGGAUUGUUGAAGAAAGCUCAUGAGAUCUCUGUUCUUUGCGAUGCCGAAGUUGCUCUGAUUGUCUUCUCUCACAAAGGGAAGCUCUUUGAGUACGCUACUGAUUCAUGCAUGCAAAAGAUACUUGAACGCUAUGAGAGGUACUCCUAUGCAGAGAGACAGCUCGUUGAUCCUGCACCUGAAUCACCGGGUGACUGGUCUCUGGAGUAUCACAGGCUUAAGUCCAAAAUUGAACUUUUGCAAAGGAACCAAAGGCACUAUUUGGGAGAAGAUUUGGACUCACUGAGUGUGAGAGAUAUCCAAAAUUUGGAGCAGCAGCAUGAAUCUGCUCUCAAACACAUCAGAUCAAGAAAAAAUCAGCUCAUGUGUGAGUCCAUCUCUGAGCUCCAGAGAAAGGAAAAGGCAAUACAGGAGCAAAACAACAUGCUUGCUAAGAAGAUCAAGGAGAAGGAGAAGACUAUGGCACAACAAGCACAGUGGGGGCAGCAAAACCAUGGCCCCAAUACAUUAUCCUUCCUGCUGCCACAGGGACCUCCUUGCAUGAAAAUUAGUGGUGCAACUGCUUAUCAGCAGGAAGAAGCAGCAGCAGCAGAUGAGAUGAGGCGUAACGGGCUUGACCUCACUCUUGAACCACUGUAUUCAUGCCAUCUUGGAUGCUUUGCUGCAUGA